AUGGUCCACACUCCUCUUCAAGCUGUUUACACCGCUCCAGACGCCACCAAGUCUUUCCAGCAUGCAACCCCUGUGGCUGGUGGGACUGCCUCUGACCCCCUCGCCGCCAAGCUCACUCACCUGCGAGCCCUCCAAUCCCUAGUCCCAAAGCUCCAGGACGAGAUCAACGUCUACUUGACCGCACGAAUGGAAGAAGACAAAAAGGCGCAAGGACAAACAUCGGAUAAGGAAGCUAAGGAGGAGGAAAACUACGGGGAGGAAGUUGUCGAAGACGAUGCUUGA
Messenger RNA from Penicillium longicatenatum, 282 nucleotides. RefSeq lists its product as uncharacterized. NCBI's taxonomy places the organism in Eukaryota, Fungi, Ascomycota, Eurotiomycetes, Eurotiales, Aspergillaceae. Bases 1 to 282 code for a protein of 93 amino acids. The record is from RefSeq and is a predicted model, not a curated record. The transcript has a single exon.